UCGAAAUCACGUUAGGACCAAAGUGAUCAGCACAGCAGACUAGGGGAGGCGGCCAUGCAGGUCAAGCCUGGCCGGCCACAUUCUCGCACACAGUGACAGCUCUACUAGCCUCUAGCACGGCAUUCCCGGCAAUUGAGCCGUUCUAGCUGAAAAUGGCUGCCCGCUCUGGUAUCUCGUUACUCCGCAGCGCACUUGCCUGGCAUCAAAGGUUAGCUCCAGAUUUGAUAGAAGCAGCCUGCUGUGGUGCACAGCAAUCCGUUGAUCGCUGCCGUUCUUUCUUUACUUCCAAUCCACAAUCAGCCGCCACUGAAGGCCCUGAGCCACCAUCUAUUUCGCCUUUGAAAGACAGAGGCCCUUACACGUCAAAGCUUACCAACCGCUCCGUGAUUCACAUUGAUGGCCCCGACUGCAUACACUUUCUGCAAGGUCUUGUGACCAACGACCUUGCUCACUUUGAGUCUGAGAAACCCCCCACAAGCUCUCUCCCAACGCCAAACCCCAGCCAGCCAGCAGCACAGCGGCCGCCAGUCUAUGCUGCACUGUUGACACCUCAGGGGAGGUUCCUGUUCGACUUUUUCUUCUACAGGCCAGUAGAAGAUCAGGAGAAACUUGACAGGGAAGGCACUGGGCCUGGCAAGGGGGAGACAGAGGGACUGUUUGCUGAUGUCGAUGCUGACACCAAGGACGAGCUUCUGCAAACCCUCAACAGGUACAAGCUGAGGGCCAACGUAGGAAUCCAAGACGUCUCCAAAGACUUUACUGCUUGGGCGCGGUACGGCGGUGCGGUCUCCGAAAAUCCAGAGGAGGGGUUUGAAGCAGAAGCUGGGGCGAUAGGCUAUGGGGGUACCACUGAUAGGGCGGGGAUGGUAGCUGCUGAAGCGGAAGGGGGGGGCUGGAGAUGGGCCAAGGAUCCAAGACUGGCUGAGCUGGGGCUGCGGGGGAUCUUUGAGAGUACAGCCCCGCUAGUAGAAGCUGACGGAGAAGUGGACAGCCGAUACUACCGGCUGUGGCGAUACGAGCACGGGGUCCCGGAAGGCCCCUUUGAGAUCCCGAAAGGGGAGGCGAUCCCUCUGGAAUAUAACCUGGAUGGCUUGCACGGCAUCAGCUACGAGAAAGGCUGCUAUGUCGGACAGGAGCUCAUCGCGCGGACGCACCACAAAGGUGUGGUUCGCAAGCGGGUGUUCCCCGUUGUCUUUGGCGAGGGUACUCAAGAAGCCGAUGAUCAGUACGUCCCUCCCGGUUCCGAGAUCGUCGACAAGCAGUCGGGGAAGAAGGUCGGCAAGGUGACAGCGGCACUGGGCUCAAGAGGUCUUGCUCUUCUGAGGCUAGAGGCAGCGCUGAAAGAGGGCGCAAAGCUAGAAGUCAAGGGUAAGUGUGAGCUUAAAGCGAUUCGGCCUUCGUGGUGGCCUCAAGAGUGGGGUCGAGAAGAGGCUUAGAAAUGCAUCCGGCAAGGAUUCUGGGCGAGAUCAGUUUGCGGGCUGCUGGAGAAGAGAUCAUCUCCUAUGCACUUCCGGAGCAGCCUCUUUAAUAAGGUUACGAAACCAUACGGCUAUAAGCAAGGCCAACGUAGGGAGGUCUCAGAAAGACGAUAUGGUCAAAGAUUGUAAAGAAGAUGGCAAGCCUGUCAAACCCGGUCAGCUUCCGUUUAGACCGCAUCUUGGAAUAUGCAGGGAGCAUCUGCAGCCGCCAUGUCAGACAAGUCAUAAGGCUAGUUGUUGUGGUGUGGCACACAACAGCUGCAAUUCAUUGUUGAUCGUUCGCACGACUGUUUGUUGUAAGUUCGCGUUUGAUUACG
Klebsormidium nitens is the source of this 1795-nucleotide messenger RNA. NCBI's taxonomy places the organism in Eukaryota, Viridiplantae, Streptophyta, Klebsormidiophyceae, Klebsormidiales, Klebsormidiaceae. The record is from the annotation of a GenBank genome assembly.